AUGCAAACGCAAAGCGAGAGCCGCGGGGACGGGGAAAGAAACAGCAGCGAGUGCGAACUCAAGUCCCCGCGUGGAGUGGUUGACGCCGCCGUAGGAACCGCUGCUGGUUCCGCGGAAGACUUCGUCGGAUCAUCUGAUAGGCUCGUCACCGACGACGGAGAAAUUGAGAAUACAGGCAGCACCAGCGCGCCUAGACCUGACAAUACGAGCGCGCCGUCCUCGUCUUUCCCGCGCGUCGUCGAAGUCGUGACCUUCGCGGAGCCCACGCCUCGAUGCGACGUGCCCGGCAUGCGUCUGCAGCUACAGACGGCCCCCGACCCGCUGGGGCCGCGGUCCAUGGCGCUGGACGGGCUGUCUCGGUACGAGCUGGUCGAGGCGGUUAAGAGACUCCAGGCUGACCACGAAAACUACAGACGCGAAGUGGCAUUCCAGAAGGACCUGCUGGCGUCGGUGGGGCAGGCCGUCAUCUGCACCGACCUGGCCGGCACCAUCACCUACUGGAACAAGGCGGCGGAGAUGAUGUACGGGUGGAACGAGGGCGAGGCGGUGGGGCGGCCAAUCAUGGAGAUCACGCCGGCGGACACGACGGUGCAGCAGGCGGAGGAGAUCUUCGGCGCGCUCAGCAAGGGGGAGGUGUGGACCGGCGAGUUCCUCGUCAGGCGCAGAGACGGCUCGCCCUUCCCCGCCAUGGUGACGGACACGCCGAUUCUGGACCCGGCGGGGCAGCUGGUGGGGGUGAUCGGCGUGUCGGCGGACAUCAGCGACCUGAAGCGCAAGGAGGGCGAGAUCCGCGCGCUCAACGCCGCGCUGGAGGAGCGCGUCGUGGAGCGCACGGAGCAGCUGCAGCGCAGCAACGAGGCGCUGCGGCGAGAGAUCGAGGAGCAUCUGCGCGCGAGGGAGCACCUGCAGCGAUGCAUCGAGGACUUGGAGCAAUCGCGCAGCCGCAUAUCGCAGCAGUCGGCGGUGCUGGAGCGCAUGGUGGCGGAGCUGCGCGAGGCGCGCAUGGAGGCGGAGUCCGCGAACCGCCUCAAGUCGCAGUUCCUGGCGUCCAUGAGCCACGAGAUCCGCACCCCCAUGAACGGCGUGCUCGGCAUGACGCGGCUGCUACUGUCGACGCCGCUGUCGGAGGAGCAGCACGGGUUCGUGGACACGAUUCGCAGCAGCGGCGACGCGCUGCUGGCGAUCAUCAACGACAUUCUGGAUCUGAGCAAGAUCGAGGCGGGCGAGCUGGAGAUGGAGCACCGCGACUUCGACGUCACCGCGUGCGUUGAGGACAGCGUCAACCUGCUCGCGGUGCGAGCCAUGGAGAAGCGCAUCGAGCUGGUGAGCGAGGUGGACGAGAGCGUGCCGCGCGUGGUGAGGAGCGACGCCACACGGCUGCGGCAGGUGCUGGUGAACAUCGUGUCCAACGCCACCAAGUUCACCCACCACGGGGACGUGCACGUCUCCGUCACCGCUCACUGCCUCGGGGACCGCCCCGACUUGCUCCAGCCCGCUGCUGCCUGCACGCCCGCGCAGGGAGGGGUCGCGGAUGCCCCAGCCGACGGGCAGCAGGAGCAGCAGCAGGCGGGCAGCAGCAGCGGCGGGUGGGGCGGCCGGGGCCUGAGAGACACAGGGCGGGGCCUGGGGGCGGGCGAGGUGGAGCAGGCGCUAUCUGCGGGGUACCGGUGGCACCGCGUGGUGGUGAGCGUGCGCGACACGGGCAUCGGGAUCUCCGCGGACCGCCACGACCGGCUGUUCAAGCCGUUCUCGCAGGUGGACGCGUCCACGACGCGGCAAUACGGCGGCACGGGGCUGGGACUGGCCAUCUCGCAGCAGCUGGUGGAGCUCAUGGGCGGCCGCAUCUGGGCCGAGAGCGCCGGGCUGGGCCAUGGCGCCACCUUCUCCUUCUACAUCACCGCGCUCGCGCUGCCCGUCCGCCCGCCCUGCAUCCCGCGUGGGGUGUCUGUGGGGGGACGUGUGGGGCGGGGUGUGGCGGCCAUGGUGGAUGCUGACCCCUCUGAGGCCAUGCCUGACCAGCACGCACGUGAACCGGACUCCACCCCUCCCAAGCUGCUCUUCGGCCGUGCCGCCACGGCCAGCAGGGCCACCAGCAUCAGCACCCACACGGACACGGACAUGAGCAGCAGCGGCACGGGUGGGGAGCAGUGGGGGCGCGACUCCUCAACCGCCCUCCGCCCCGCACGGCGCUUCGUCCGCAGUGCGUCCGUGCCCGCGCUCGGGCGGCCUCCCUGUGUGGCGGCGUGGCUCAUCGACUCGGGCAAGCGCCGCCGCGUGGAGGGCGCGCUGGGGGAGGCGGGCGUGCGCGCACUGGGGGGCGCGCGGGGGGAGGGGGAGGUGGGCGCGCUGGAGGUGGGGCUGAGGCGGGUGGAGCUGGUGGGGGCAGGUGGCGCGGGUGGGGGAGAGCAUGGCGCGUGGGUGGUGAGUGUGGCGCAUGGGCAGGGAGGUGGAGGCGGCGCAGACAUGCUGACACAGGCCACGGAGGACGGGCAGCAGCAGCAGCAGCAGCAGCAGCAGCAGCAGCAGCAGCAGCAGCAGCAGCAGCAGCAGCAGCAGCAGCAGCAGCAGCAGCAGCAGCAGAGGCGGCGUAGUGUGGAGUUCGUCUCCCAGGCUCAUGUGCGUGCUUAUGGGGAUGCUGGCGGCACCCAGCUGGCAGAGCCACCAGCGUGGGUGGCGGCGUGGAACGAGACAGCCGCCCGGUGCAGCGGGCGGCAGGCGAUGGUGGUGGUGGCGCACGCAGCGACACGUGGCAUGCUGACGAGGCACCUGCAGGGGCUGGGCAUGCGCGUGAGCGCAGUGGCCGGGGGGCACGAGGCUGACACGCUGCUGCUGUCGCAGAGGGUUGGGGGAGGUGGGGAGGAGCGGGGGGACAGCAUGAAAGGGGAUGGCGGAAGCGGGGAGACAGGUAUGGGGGAGGUGGAGGGGGAACGGAUGCGGGGAGGGCACGAGAACGGGGAGCGGAGGGACGAGUGCAUGGGAGAGGAGCAGCAAGGGUGCAGAUGCGAGAGGCUGUGUGGGGGAUUUGAUUUGAUUGUUGUGGACUCACGGCUGGAGUGGCUACCAGCUCAGCACUGCAGCAGCAGGCCGGCGGGGGAGUGUGGUGGCGGGCAGUGCUGCAGCAGGCGGGGCGGCGAGGGCGAGAGAGGGGGCAUGAAGGUGGUGGUGCUGACGCCCUACUCCGGCAACGUGCAGCUGCCCCACCUACCAGGAGUGCAGGUGGCGGCGCUGCCCCGCCCAGUGCGCCAGAUCGCCCUCAACCGCCUCCUCUCCGCGCUCUUCCCCCCGCCACUACCCCGAUUCCCAUCCCGCCCCCCUCUUCCUGCCAACCCUGCCUCCUCCGAGCCUGCCACCCAACCUGUUGCCGAGCCUAGCAGCAUGGUUGAAGAAGAGGCGCCAGAGGGGGAGUGCAGUGCGGGGAGAGAGGAACGGGGGGAGGGGGGAGGAGAGGAAGGGGAGGGGUUGGGAUUCGGAAGGGGAGAGGAGCAGGAGGGGAGUGGGCGGUGUUGUGAGGUAUCUGAUGGGAGUUGUCAUGGGGGUGGUAAGGUGGCACGAAGGGGGGAGAGAGGAGAGCACGCAGGGGGUAUGAGGAGAGGGAGAAGGGAUAUGGGGGAUGCAGUGGAAGAGGAUGCAGUGGAAGAGGAUGCACAUGGCGCAGCAAAGGGAGGGGCGGCUGGUGCAGUGAAGGGGGUGAUGCCAGGCGGAGCCAAGGCGGUGGCGGAUGGGGCGGUGAGAGGGGCAGGUGGAGCAGGGAAGUGCGGAGCGGAGCGAGCGGGGUUCAGAGUGGGCCUGGCGGAGGCACACCCCCUCCGCAUACUGCUUGCGUACGUGCCAUGGGUGAUGUGCUGCGGGGUGACGUGGGUGCCCUGGCAGCAAGAGGUUGAUGGCGGCACUUGCCAGUGCACUUCAUUAUUCCGCACCUCUGCUACUCCCUCUCCCUCCCUCCUCUCUCAUCUCUCCCUCUCCCUCUCUUCCUCUCCCUCUCUUCCUCUCUCCUCUAUCCUCUCCCUCUCUUCCUCUCUCCACUCUCCCUCUGCCUGUCGCCCCACAACCGGUGUGCGUGCAUGGCAUGCGAGCAGGGAGGACAACGUGGUGAAUCAGAAGGUGGCAACCAAGAUGCUGGCGCGCAUGGGGUACGACUGCACCGUCGCCAACAACGGCCACGAGGCCAUCCACCGCCUGCAGGCGCACCCCUUCGACCUUGUGCUCAUGGACGUGCAGAUGCCAGAGCUGGACGGCAUAGAGGCCACGCGGCGCAUCGUGGCGCACUGGCCGCUGUGGCGCCCUGCCUGCCCGCGCCCGCCCAUCUUCGCCCUCACGGCCAACGUGCUGGAGACGGACCGCGUGCGGUGCCUGGCGGCGGGCAUGGAGGGCUUUAUUGCCAAGCCCAUCCAUGUCAACGACCUCAUCCGCGCCGUUGAGUUCGGCAGUUCCCGCCGCCGCCAGCAGGAGCAGCAACAACAGCAGCAGGAGGGGAAGGAGCAGGGAGAGAGCUAA
Molecule: messenger RNA, 4494 nt
Organism: Closterium sp. NIES-65
Lineage: Eukaryota; Viridiplantae; Streptophyta; Zygnematophyceae; Desmidiales; Closteriaceae
Source: the annotation of a GenBank genome assembly